Molecule: messenger RNA, 936 nt
Organism: Ogataea angusta
Lineage: Eukaryota; Fungi; Ascomycota; Pichiomycetes; Pichiales; Pichiaceae
Exons: 1
Coding region: 1-936 (311 amino acids)
Biological process (GO): DNA-templated transcription
Cellular component (GO): RNA polymerase II, core complex
Molecular function (GO): DNA binding; protein dimerization activity; DNA-directed RNA polymerase activity
Source: RefSeq, a predicted model, not a curated record
AUGUCUGAAGAGCCACAGGUGACUAUUCGGAAGGCAGGCCGAGACGAGGUCGACUUCAUUUUAGGUGAUGUUGAUCUGUCUUUGGCAAACUCCUUGCGGAGAACGAUGCUGGCGGAGGUGCCGACGUUGGCGAUCGAUUUGGUGGAAAUUUUGGUGAACACCAGUGUUCUGGCAGAUGAGUUUCUUUCACACAGACUGGGUCUCGUGCCUUUGGACAGCGAGGAUAUUGAUCAACUGAAGUACACAAGAGAUUGUACGUGUGAAGAUCACUGCGAAAAGUGCUCUGUCACACUGGAGUUGAGGGCCCACUGUGACUCCGACGAAACCAUGAAUGUCUACUCGAGUCAUCUCACGAUCGUUAGCCCGAACACCGGUUUGAACCUGGGUGCCCCGGUGGUGAGGGAUCCAGAAAGAAAGGGGGUUUUGCUGUGCAAACUCAAGAAACAUCAACAGCUGCAUGUCAGAUGCGUGGCCAAGAAAGGAAUUGCCAAAGAGCAUGCCAAAUGGUCUCCGUGCGCUGCUAUAGGAUUUGAGUAUGACCCUUGGAAUAAGCUCAAACAUACAGACUAUUGGUUUGAAGAAAGUGUGGAGGAUGAGUGGCCUAAAAGCGCCAACUGCGAAUGGGAGGAGCCUCCUGUUCCCGGUGAAAGGUUCGACUACAACGCAAAACCUAAUCGAUUCUACGUGAACCUGGAAACGACUGGACCGCUGAAACCGAAUGAAGUGUUUUCCAAAGGCUGUAUCGAGUUGCAAAAGAAAAUAGCCAACAUUGUCUUCGAACUUGACAAAUUAGACCAACAACAGCUCCAGGCACAAGCCAACGGGGCCACAGCAUACGCAGGACAGACAGUAUACGGUGGAGCCAAUGGUACGACAUAUGGCGAUGUUGUUGGCGGCGGACAAACUAGCUACGAUUUUGGAACCGGAAGAUGGUAA